This is a messenger RNA of Humulus lupulus (European hop), 1868 nucleotides long. Its product is annotated as probable serine protease EDA2. Gene Ontology annotation, cellular component: vacuole. Gene Ontology annotation, molecular function: dipeptidyl-peptidase activity; serine-type exopeptidase activity. The coding region runs from base 110 to 1558 and encodes 482 amino acids. NCBI's taxonomy places the organism in Eukaryota, Viridiplantae, Streptophyta, Magnoliopsida, Rosales, Cannabaceae. Gene Ontology annotation, biological process: proteolysis. The record is from RefSeq and is a predicted model, not a curated record. The transcript is spliced from 12 exons.
AAAAAUAAAAGACUUUUUUCUGGUAUUUUCGUUGAACUGAAACUUCCAAGAAAGACGAACUUCUAAUACUCUGAAAGUAAAGGAAGAAGACGAAGAGUACGAUACGAAUAUGGAGCAAAACUGGAAAACGACGUCAUUUUUGUUGUCGUUUUUGGUGAUUUCAGCCUUCUCCUGCAGCUAUGGCUACAAAAUGCCUCGAACCAGGUCUACCAAGUUAAAUGCAAGCCAUUACUUGACCACUAAGGAGCUUUGGUUCAGUCAAACUCUCGAUCAUUUUUCUCCUUACGAUCAUCGUCAAUUUAAGCAACGCUACUAUGAAUACCUUGAUAAUUUUCGAAUCCCAGAUGGACCCAUCUUUCUUAAAAUUUGCGGCGAAAGCUCCUGCAAUGGAAUACCAAAUGAUUAUCUCACCGUUUUGUCGAAGAAGUUUGGAGCAGCUGUGGUAACACUGGAGCAUCGUUACUAUGGAAAAAGCUCUCCUUUUAAAUCACUUGCCACUGAGAAUUUGAGAUAUUUGUCUUCCAAACAGGCCCUUUUCGAUUUGGCUGUUUUUCGUCAAUAUUAUCAGAAGUCCCUGAAUCAGAAACUAAAUAGAACAAAUGUUGAAAAUCCAUGGUUUGUAUUGGGGGUUUCGUAUUCUGGAGCUCUAAGUGCAUGGUUCCGUCUCAAAUUCCCUCAUUUAACUUGUGGAAGUCUUGCAAGUUCUGCUGUUGUUCUUGCUGUUUACAACUUUACUGAGUUUGACAAACAGAUUGGCGAGUCAGCUGGACCAGAAUGUAAAGCUGCCUUGCAAGAGAUAACUCAUCUUGUCGAUCAAAGACUUGCUACACAAAAAAAAUCAGUGAAGGCAUUGUUUGGUGCGGCCGAGCUUGAGAUUGACGGUGAUUUCUUAUAUUUUCUGGCAGACUGUGCUGUUAUGGCGUUUCAGUAUGGUAAUCCUGAUCAACUAUGCUCCCCUCUUGUUCAAGCGAAGAAGAAUGGAGAGGAUUUGGUGGAUGCAUAUGCCAAGUAUGUCAAAGAAUAUUAUUCAAGUGAUGUCCAAAUAUACAAUCAGAAGUACUUGAAAAACACGGCUCUUACCGAAGACACUUCUGCACGACUGUGGUGGUUCCAAGUUUGCACUGAAGUAGCAUAUUUUCAAGUGGCACCUAAAACUGACAGCAUUCGAUCCUCAAAAGUUGAUACCAAAUACCAUUUGGACCUAUGCAAGAAUGUCUUUGGGGAGGGUGUCUAUCCUGAUGUUGAUGCUACAAAUAUAUACUAUGGGGGCACAAAUAUUGGAGGGACCAAAAUAGUGUUUACAAACGGCUCACAAGAUCCAUGGCGUCACGCUUCAAAACAGACUUCAUCUCCAGAUAUGCCUUCCUACAUUAUCACUUGCCAUAACUGUGGCCAUGGAACCGAUUUGCGAGGAUGUCCCCAGUCUCCUUUAAGCCCUGAAGGCGAUGCCAAGAAAUGCAGCAACCCUGAUGCAGUUCACAAAGUAAGACAAAAGAUCAUAGAAAACAUAGACCUAUGGUUGUCUCAGUGCCAAGACGGUGAAAAGAGUUGCAUCUAGGGAUACACAUUUUCUACGUAGGUCGGAUUCUCAAAUUUUUGAGAGGAUUUCCUGUCUGGACAUGGAACAGGAUGGCACUCCCUGCCUCGUCUUCGUCCUUGUCCUGCCUUAGUUAAAUUUUAUUUUAUUAAAAAUAAUAUAUUUUCGUGGUAAAGCAAUCCACGACUCCAAGGCUCCAAGAUUCACUUGCAAAACAAAUUAAAAACAAAUACACAGAAAGUGUACUGAAACACAAACACUUGGAGAACAAAAAAUAAAAAAGAGAAGAAAAAGAAUCACACAUAGAGAUUUUAUAUUGGUUCAGCCUUAA